Molecule: messenger RNA, 2627 nt
Organism: Pan troglodytes (chimpanzee)
Lineage: Eukaryota; Metazoa; Chordata; Mammalia; Primates; Hominidae
Exons: 4
Coding region: 1466-2206 (246 amino acids)
Source: RefSeq, a predicted model, not a curated record
AGCUGAGCCAUCCCUGCGGUUGGUUCCCAGAGAGAUGCUUUGGGUAUCCCAGGCUGACCGCUCACGGCGCAGUGGGAAAAGCAGGGAAAGGGGGACUGGGAUGAAGCCAGGGAUGCGCACGAGGGCUCGGAGGCUUGGGGGAGCGAGUGGCUUGAGGGGUCGCCAAGCCAGCUGGCCCCCAACACCCAAGCGUGACUGCCCAUAGCCUCCUCUCGGCAGCCCCCACGCCUGCCCCACCUGCAGCAGGGAAAGCCCUUGUCCUGGCAGUCACACGUCCCCUCCAAGCUCCAGCCACACUCAAGAGGCACAGCCCCUCACCCAACCCCACCUCCCCCCUACAGCCAACCCCUCCCAUGCCGUGCCCCUGCUGCCCAGCUCUGCACAGGGGUAGCAGCCUCAUCUGUCUGUGGGUGAGGUCGGGCCCAGGAGGGAGGAGGGGAACCCAGCCCAGGGAGGUACCGGCCAGUGAGUCCAGCAUGGCAGAGGCGGGGAGGCUUCUGUGUGAGUCUGCCCCAUCUCCUGCCUGGAUCUGCCCAUCUGCCAGAGGAGUGAAGCAGCCCAUUUCUUCAUCAACUGGGUGUUGUCCAUCCUCUCAGGCCCUGGGCCAGCCCUGAGGAGCUCGCAUACUGGGCAGUCAGCAUGGAAGGUUGGGCAGAGGGAAGCCCAGAGGCGUGGGAGCCAGGGUUAGGUCCCUGACCCCACUUUCCAGGAGGUGACAGGUGGCAGUGGGAGCAGGUGGGGGGACAGCCUAGGUCCCAAGGGGAAGGGUGCCCUGGGUGAGCUGGAGGGGUGGGUGCUGGGUCGCGGUCCUCAAGGCAGCGCCACCCGAAGCCGGCCUACCUGUGCGAGGAGCUUGUCACCCUCCAGCAGCCUCACUUUGCUCUCCAGUUGCCUGAUGUAGGUGGAUGAGGGAUCUGGAAGGACACAAGAGGAAGGGGACAUUAGCCUCCAGCAGACUCCGUCCCCAUUGCGCAACCCCGACUGGCCCCAGACCCGGCAUGGAAGGUUUGGGUCUGAGGAGUCCCACCCCACAGCCCGGUGAGACCCCAGCCCCUCCGUGCCCUCGCCCGCCCUGUGGAAACAGCACGGCCUGUGGCCAAAGGCUUGCGGCCAUAGAGCACCUGACACCAAGGCACGACACACAGAGGCCAGCCUUGUAGGACCCGCUGCUGCCCUCGCUGUGGGCCUCUGAGCCCUUCUCAGGACCUUCAGGACCUGUAGAAAGGUGGGGGGUGUGGGGGUGGCCUCGCCAGCCUGCCCUGGAGCAAUUCCUUCAGCUUCCAAGAUGCUGCAGGCUCAAACGGAGCUCUCACAAACACAGCCAGGGCACAGCCCACCCCAGGGUCGGGGUCCGGGGAGCCCCCUCCUCAACACAGUGGGGAAAUAGACUUCUGAACUUGCCAAGUCAGCAUCUGGGAUCCUUCCAGUCCACUUCACCUGAUCACCCAGGAACUUCUCACAAGCGAUGUGUGCCCACAGCAUAUGCCGCAGCACACCAAUAAAAGGACGCUUGGGAGCCCCCUAUUCAGCCCUGGACCAGGCCCAGGGCCCAGCAGAGCCACUGGCCCAGCCACAGGAGGGCUCCCUGGAACACCAGCUGGGAAGCAGUGACCAAGUAAACUCCAGAGACCCUUCCGGCUCCCUCACUCUGACAGAGCUAGGACAAGAACGCACCAAUGACUAUGGACCCAUGUGUGGGGUCUCCCUCUGGGUGGAGUCGGGUGGUGGGUACCCACUGUCCCAUGUGGAACACGUGGUACCCCCUGCAUCUGAUGCCUUGCAAAGGACAAGCAGCUACCAUCCUCAUUUUCCAGGUGCAGAGGCCACAAGGAACAAAGUGUCCCCACCACCAGCAGAGCUGACAGCCCCAGCCUUGGAGAGAAGCUGGCAGAGACUCAGAAAGAAGACGCCAUUCCCAGUCACACCACUCUCCCGAAGGCUCUCCGCAGCGCAAUCCUCGGCACGGCCACAGGGCCCCUGCUCACCACAGCACCCCCAUGGGACAGUGCUCCCAGGGAUGGCCCUGAGCCAGGGGGAGGACCCAGCCACUGUGUGUGACCAACAGCCCAAGAUGGGCACUAACUUGUUCUCUGCCCUUCGCUGCCACAGGACCAUUCAGGAGGUGGGUGCACUUUCAGCCCACCCGCCUCCCCCUGCUGGUUCCCACAGGGUGAGCGAGGAGCUCCCAGCACUUCCCUCUCCAUGAGCCCACAAUCAGAGGAGGGAUGGGCUGGAACCCAAGUCCACAGCUGCCCCGUCAGCCUCAGCACCUUCGCUGGGUGCCCCUUCUCCUGUCUGAGCAGUCCGCCCCCUCAGAUACAACUGGGGUUUCACACCCACCUCCCAGUAAGGGUUAAAGACAGUGAUCAGGCUGGCAGGUGGCAUCAGGAGAAGGGAUGCAGACAGGCCAUCCCACAGGUCGCCAGCAAUGCCCCGCCUGCCCAUAGCCAGCACCUCACCUCAGAACCCACAGGCCACCAUCCCCCACAUUGGGCCACCUGUAGGCACAGAUGGGCGGCCACACACCCAUGGCCCCAGACCAAGGGGCUGCCCCUGACAGACCCAUCUGUUGAGGUUUACCCCAAACCCCAGGCAGCUAUGCAGAAUAAAAUACACUGCAGACCACC